UGAUAGCCAAUCUGCGACGCAGCGCAAGGACUGGCAAGGGAGGCCAUAACACCAGCUGGCAAAAUAUUGACAGUUUAUCAAGCAACUAAACUCGGGAAUUUUCUGUUUUUGUGACCAUGGCUGAGUAACCCCGGUUAGGAUUGGAAGGUGCAUCCGAGCUAAGGUGUAGUGAAGUCGGGGAGAGGAGGAGGGGAAGGUCCGGACAGGAGAAAAACAAAGACGUCUGUGUAGUUAAACUAGGCAAGUCCCAUCGAACUGUCUGAACAGCUCUCUGAUUUUUCCAAAACUGACACGUCCCAGGGGUCCGGUGGAUAGCGAGCUGGCACCGGGGAAAAAACGUUUACUGACCUGCCGAACCGGGCCGUUAUGAACGGCCGCUCAUGCGCUGUCACCGCGAAUAACUGCGAGUUGACAACACAAAAACAUCUGUGACGGGUUGUUUUGUUCUAGCUAGACAAGGGCGAGGACUGGAGUGUUUUUUGAGCUUGUUAGCUAUAGCAUGUAGCUAGCUGAAUUUAUUCGCUAAACUGCCAGUCAACAGCGCUACAUUUCUACAAAAACGACCGUUAAAUAACUAUUUUGGAAAUUUCUAGAACGUUCGUUUGUUAAAUUCCAAGCGUAUUGCGCAACAUUGCUUACAAACAGGCGAACUCGCUAACUAGCUUUGACUGCUUGCUAGCCAGCUGACCGUUAGCUAGUUAGCUGUCCUGGCUUUCCCUUGCCUAGCCUGUGUAGCUAAAUCUGCCAGCUAGUUAACAUUCUGGCGACAGGUAGCUAGAUUACGCCUGACAAACACCAUCACCACCACCCACCAUGUCCUCGAUGGAAGAGCGUGGUGAGGUGGGCGUCGCGGCGGCUCCAGGCUCCUCAGGCGGCCUGGGGGUUGGGGCGGUGGGGGCAGCCCUGGAGACAGUGGUCGGGGGGCCAUCAAUGCAGGAGGAGGUGGGCUUCCGAAGAGGAGAGGGGCUCGGGCCCGAGUCGGACCCGGACGAGCCGCCGCCCAAGAAGCGGCUGAGACUGCCGGAGGGAGAGUCGGGAAAGCUGGAAGAGAGGCUGUAUUCAGUGCUGUGCUGCACCGUGUGUCUAGACCUGCCCAAGGCCUCCGUUUAUCAGGUAAAUACUGUCAAACACACCUGUCCUGGCCUACCGACUCUGGCCCACUUGUCAAUAUUAGCCAGCUAGCUAGCCAACUUCGUAUUAAAUAGGCCUAACUAACAUGUCAAUUUAGCUUCAUAGGCUAGGAAUGUCAGGCAUGAAGUAGGGGUUGAGGACAAUCUGUAGGCCUACUGAUCAGCACCUGUCGUGGGCUGUAACGUUAGCUAGAUGGGUGAAGAGAGGAUGUUGGGCCCAGGGACGCAAGCUAGCUGCUAGGUCAGUAGUUAACUUGUUCAGGAGGGUUUGCCAGUGCUCAGCGCUGCGCAGAGAAAUGAUGAUCUAUAAAUCAUAUGGGUAGCCAGUACUCAGCGCUGCGCAGAGAGAUCAUAUGAUCUAUAAAUCCUCAGGAUGUAGGUGUCCAAAAUGGCACCCGAGCCUUUUCUAUUCAGAUUUGCCAACAAGACAUGAACACAUGCAGAUGUGUCAGUUCUGCAUAUUGAUUAUCCCAGGCCGACCCCUAGGAAAUAGGCAAGCCCCAACAUGUCACCUAACACAGAAUGAACUACUCUCAGCUCUCACCCAGUUUGCUGUGUUGUGAUACUGAUUAGUAUGCCCUCAAAUAACCACUGGAUACUCUCCCCACCCCAAAGCAAAUUUGCAUCCAAUGUACAGUACCAGUCAAAAGUUUGGACACACCUACUCAUUCAAGGGUUUUUCUUUAUUUUUACUAUUUUCUACAUUGUAGAAUGAUAGUGAAGACAUCAAAACUACGAAAUAACACAUAUGGAAUCAUGUAGUAACCAAAAAAGUGUUAAACAAAUCAAAAUAUAUUUGAUAUUCUUCAAAGUAGCCACCCUUUGCCUUGAUGAUAGCUUUGCACACUCUUGGCAUUCUCUCAACCAGCUUCAUGAGGUAGUCACCUGGAAUGCCUUGUUAAAAAUUAAUUUGUGGAAUUUCUUUCCUCCUUAAUGCGUUUGAGCCAAUCAGUUGUGUUGUGACAUGGUAGGGUUGGUAUACAGAAGAUGGCCCUAUUUGGCAAUAACAGCUCAAAUAAGCAAAGAGAAAUGACAGUCCAUCAUUACUUUAAGACAUGAAGGUCAGUCAAUCUGAAAAAUUUCAAGAACUUUGAAAGUUUCUUCAAGUGCAGUUGCAAAAACCAUCAAGCGCUAUGAUGAAACUGGCUCUCAUGAGGACCGCCACAGGAAAGGAAGACCCAGAGUUGCUGCAAAGAAACCACUACUAAAGAACACCAAUAAGAAGAAGAGACUUGCUGGGGCCAAGAAACACGAGCAAUGGACAUGAGACCGGUGGAAAUCUGUCCUUUGGUCUGAUGAGUCCAAAUUUGAGGUUUUUGGUUCCAACCGCCGUGUCUUUAUGAGACACAGAGUAGGAGAACGGAUUAUCUCUGCAUGUGUGGUUCCCACCGUGAAGCAUGGAGGAGGAGGUGUGAUGCUGUGGGGGUGCUUUGCUGGUGACACUGUCUGUGAUUUAUUUGGAAUUCAAGGCACUCUUAACCAGCAUGGCUACCACAACAUUCUGCAGCGAUACGCCAUCCCAUCUGGUUUGCGCUUAGUGGGACUAUCAUUUGUUUUUCAACAGGACAAUGACCCAACACACCUCCAGGCUGUGUAAGGGCUAUUUUACCAAGAAGGAGAGUGAUGGAGUGCUGCAUCAAAUGACCUGGCCUCCACAAUCGCCCGACCUCAACCCAAUUGAGAUGGUUUGGGAUGAGUUGGCGUGAAGGAAAAGCAGCCAACAAGUGCUCAGCAUAUGUGGGAACUCCUUGAAGACUGUUGGAAAAGUAUUCCUCAUGAAGCUGGUUGAGAGAAUGCCAAGAGUGUGCAAAGCUGUCAUCAAGGCAAAGGGUGGCUAUUUGAAGAAUCUCAAAUAUGAAAUAUAUUUUUAUUUGUUUAACACUUUUGGUUACAUGAUUCCAUAUGUAGUUUUGAUGUCUUCACUAUUAUUCUACAAUGUAGAAAAAUAGUAAAAAUAAAGAAAAACCCUUGAAUGAGUAGGUGUGUCCAAACUUUUGACUGGUACUGUAUAUAGAGUAUAAACACUGAUUUAUAAAGACUAACAUCCACAGUAUGGAUAUACCAAACACACACACACCUACAAUAACCCUUCCCGCUCUGUUCAACAGUGCACCAACGGUCACCUGAUGUGUGCUGGCUGUUUCAUCCACCUGCUGGCUGACUCUCGUCUGAAAGAGGAACAGGCCACUUGUCCUAACUGCAGGUCUGUACACGCGCACACACACACAGUUUACAAAUACACUUGAAUUGAAUUGACUGAGUGAGUAAUUGAAUAAUGUAAAAUCUUUGAAAUUGUUGAAUGGUGUGUUUAUUUUUGUUCAGGAUAUAAUUGGAUUGAUUGAUGGAGUGUUCUCUCUCUCUCUCUCUCUUCUCUUUCUCUUUCUCUUUCUCUUUCUCUUUCUCUCUCCCCUCCCCCCCCUAGGUGUGAGAUCACCAAGUCUCUGUGUUGUAGGAACCUGGCUGUAGAGAAAGCUGUGAGUGAGCUGCCCACAGACUGUCCCUUCUGUCUCAAACAGUUCCCUCGCUCCAGCCUAGAGAGGCACCAGAAGGAGGAGUGCCAAGACAGGUACACACCUCAUUGGUACACACACACACACACACACACACACUAGUGCUGAGCGAUUAGUGUUUUUUGAGGUCGUUUCGGUUUGAUUAUUUAAAAAACAAACAUUAAAUGCACUAUGCAUUAUGUGGGUUGAAUGCUGUAACAACACAGAAUAAAACAAUUAGUAAAAGUCAAAAUCACUAUCUUAGUAGUUCUUCAAAGUAAACAAGGCAUACUUUUAUGACUGCUGAAUACCAACUAUCAAUCACUUAGAUCAUGUAUGUUCAGUUAGAGAUACCUCGUGAAGCAACAGCUGCUCUCUAUAUCCCCUCACGAUCACGCAUUCUUCUGUCUAUUCCGUAGCAGGCGUAAAAGAAACACACAGACCUGACAAAUAGGUGCGCAAUGGAUUAUGGUCAUUGUAGUUAAUUACCACGUUUUCUUCGCUAAACUAUGUUGAAUAUUGGCCUGUUGGAAACUACAACUCCCGACUACAUCGCACAGUUCAGGCUGGAUCUGAUUUAUCUCUAGAGAAACUGUGCAUUGAGCUCACAGAAAAAAAUGAACGAAAUGGAAUUCAAAUAAUUCAACCUACAUCGAUCAAUUAGUUGUUUAAAAACCGAAAAAUAACCUACAUUUUGGUUAAUCGCUCAGCAAUAACACACACACGCGAUCAGACGACCCUGUUGCAGUUGUUAAUGACAGAACCCCAGCAGAAAUUAUACAGCCGGUCCCAAAUCACUUCUUACCCCUCCCCUUGGCCCUAACACCUCCAUGUUUGCAGAUCUGUAUGGUGAUGGGUAUAAGCAGUGCAGUACCUUUUCCUCCUUGUCCUCAUGAUUGGCCCUAAACUCCCACUUCCUGAUGUGUUGCCAGGGUGACGCAGUGUAAGUAUAAGCGGAUUGGCUGCCCAUGGAAGGGACCGUUCCACGAGCUGCCAGCCCACGAGGAGGAGUGCUGCCACCCCACCAAGACUGGCACAGAGCUGAUGGGCAUCCUGGGGGAGAUGGACCAGAGCCACAGCAGAGAACUAACCCUUUACAACUCUAUAUUCUCCCUUCUCUGUUAUGAGAAGAUAGGCUUCACAGGUAGGCUAGGUACACACUCACACACACAGUACCUGACUUUCCACACUGUCAAAUCAAAUUACAUUUAUUUAUAAAGCCCUUUUUUACUUCAGCAGUCACAAAGUGCUAUUACAGAAACCCAGCAUAAAACCCCAAAGAGCAAGCAAUGCCUUGCAAAAGUAUUCAUCCCUCUUGGCGUUUUUCCUAUUUUAUUGCAAUACAACCUGUAAUUUUAAAUUGAUUUUUGUUUGGAUUUAAUGUAAUGGACAUACACAAAAUAGUCCAAAUUGGUGAAGUGAAAUGAAAAAAAUAACUUGUUUCAAACAUUUCUAAAAAAUAAAUAACGGAAAAGUGGUGCAUGCAUAUGUAUUCACCCCCUUUGCUAUGAAGCCCCUAAAUAAGAUCUGGUGCCACCAAUUACCUUCAGAAGUCACAUAAUUAGUUAAAUAAAGUCCACCUGUGUGCAAUCUAAGUGUCACAUGAUCUGUCACAUAAUCUCAGUAUAUAUACACCUGUUCUGAAAGACCCCAGAGUCUGCAACACCACUAAGCAAGGGGCACCACCAAGCAAGCAGCACCAUGAAGACCAAGGAGCUCUCCAAACAGGUCAGGGACAAAGUUGUGGAGAAGUACAGAUCAGGGUUGGGUUAUAAAAAAAUAUCCCACGGAGCACCAUUAAAUCCAUUAUUAAAAAAUUGAAAGAAUAUGGCACCACAACAAACCUGCCAAGAGAAGGCCGCCCACCAAAACUCACGGACCAGGCAAGGAGGGCAUUAAUCAGAGAGGCAACAAAGAGACCAAAGAUAACCCUGAAGGAGCUGCAAAGCUCCACAGCAGAGAUUGGAGUAUCUGUCCAUAGGACAGAAAUAAAAAAAUAAGCAAACACGUUUGGUGUUCGCCAAAAGGCAUGUGGGAGACUCCCCAAACAUAUGGAAGAAUGUACUCUGGUCAGAUGAGACUACAAUUGAGCUUUUUGGCCAUCAAGGGAAACGCUAUGUCUGGCGCAAACCCAACACCUCUCAUCACCGCGAGAACACCAUCCCCAUAGUGAAGCAUGGUGGUGGCAGCAGCAUCAUGCUGUGGGGAUGUUUUUCAUCGGCAGGGACUGGGAAACUGGUCAGAAUUGAAGGAAUGAUGGAUGGCGCUAAAUAUAGGGAAAUUCUUGAGGGAAACCUGUUUCAGUCUUCCAGAGAUUUGAGACUGGGAUGGAGGUUCACCUUCCAGCAGGACAAUGACCCUAAGCAUACUGCUAAAGCAACACUCAAGUGUUAAAAAAAAAAAAAAAAAAAAGGUGGUUAUUUUACCCCCGUUUUCGUGGUAUCCAAUUGGUGGUUACAGUCUUGUCCCAUCGCUGCAACUCCCGUACGGACACGGGAGAGGCGAAGGUCGAGAGUCACUAACUGUAAGUCGCUCUGGAUAAGAGCGUCUGCUAAAUGGGUUUCAAUUGUGGGUAAGUAUCAAUAAUGUACCAGUGCUUCCUGAUAAUGUCCUUCAAUUCCUUUGCCAAUGGUGAGUAUUGGGUGAAGCAUGAGGGGACAUGUUCUGCUUUUUCUUGAACUUUUGGUUGAAGGCUUUCCAACUGUGUUAGUCCUUCAAAACGAUAAUUGGCAUGUUUUACUCAAUUGUCUUGGUACCCCCUUUCAUGCCAGCCAGGUAGGCUAUACUCCUGUUGUAAAGAUAAACAAGGUGCUUAAUAUUAGGAAAGUUGAGAAAUAAAUAUAGUAGGCCUAGCCUAUAGAAAGCUGAUGGGAGCCUCCUCUUUUUAGUAGAGGCCAUCACUCUGUUUUCUCGCGCAAUUGCAUAGCCAUUUGCAUUGAUGUCAGAGUGAUUAGAGGGACAAUAGAGUGCUGAGUACCAGGCAGUUAGCAAGUUUGGUAGGCUACUAAUGACCAUCAGCAGCAUCAGAGCUUGGAGAAGCCUAAUUUCCUGUGACUAAGUGGUCAAGUGGAAUUUGACUGCCUUCAUGACUCGUGACCGCCGGUGUGGCGGUAAUACGGUCACCACAACAGCCCUAUCCACAGUAGACACUGUCAUACACACACAGUACCUGACUUCCAGGACAAUCAUUUCAAUCUGGCUGAAAGGACCAGUCACACACACAAACAUGAAUCUUUCUAAUUUUGUCCUCCCCCUCUCUCUCCCCUGUCCAGAGGUCCAGUUCAGGCCGUACCGUACAGAUGACUUCAUAACCCGUCUGUACUAUGAGAGUCCUCGUUUCACCGUGUUGAACCAGACCUGGGUACUGAAGGCCAGAGUCAACGACUCGGAACGCAACCCUAACCUCUCCUGCAAACGCACCCUCUCCUUCCAACUCAUCCUCAAGAGCAAGGUACACACACUGACUGAGUGUCUCUCUCUCUGUCUCUGUCUCACUCUGUCUCUGUCUCUCUGUCUCUCUCUCUGUUUCUCUCUCUCUCUCUCUCUAACCCUCCUCCUCCUCCCUCUAGGUGAACUCAGCUAUAGAGUGUUCCUUCCUGCUGUUGAAAGGUCCGUACGAUGACGUGAGGAUCAAGCCUGUGAUUCACCAUCAUGCGUUCAGCAAUGACACCAACGAGACAGACUACGUCCCGCUGCCCAUCACCGACUCUGUGGAGUGUAACAAACUACUGGCGGCCAAGAACAUCAACCUACGACUCUUCAUCUUCCAGAUCCAGAAAUAGACAGAAGAGGAGGAGAGAGGGGAGGGAUUGAGGGGGGGGGGGUAAGAGAGAGAGAGGACAGAGAGAGGUGUAGCGGAAGUGAGGGAGAGAGAUAUGUUUGAGAUUAAAGUGAGACACCACUAAACCACUGAUACCUCUUUACACUCACACUCUCACACACAUGCACUCACACUCUCUCUCGCACACACACACGCACUCACACUCUCUCGCACACACACACGCACUCACUCUCUCUCUCACACACACGCACUCACAAUCUCUCACACACACUCACACACACACGCACACUCACACACACACACACACACACACACACACACUCAGACUCUCAUACACAUACGCACUCACACGCACUCACACACUCUCACACUCACACACCACUAGACCACAUACUGAGAGAGUUAGAGAACCCCAGCUUGGGGUGCUGCUGUUAGUGUUGCUAUGGAGAUAGGGUGGUGUUGCUAG
This is a messenger RNA of Coregonus sp. 'balchen', 7866 nucleotides long. NCBI's taxonomy places the organism in Eukaryota, Metazoa, Chordata, Actinopteri, Salmoniformes, Salmonidae. The record is from the annotation of a GenBank genome assembly.